Messenger RNA from Mercenaria mercenaria, 2401 nucleotides. RefSeq lists its product as uncharacterized. NCBI's taxonomy places the organism in Eukaryota, Metazoa, Mollusca, Bivalvia, Venerida, Veneridae. The transcript has 4 exons. The record is from RefSeq and is a predicted model, not a curated record. Bases 714 to 2174 code for a protein of 486 amino acids.
UACAGGGCUAUCAUAAUCCCCUUCAUAAAAAUGUUAGGGCUAUCAUAAUCCCCUACAUGAAAAUUACAGGGCUAUCAAAAUCCCCUCUUUCAAAUUAAAAUAGGGAUAAUGUCUCAGUUUCUAGACAGAGAUAAUUGAAUUGGGCUAUGAUACUUCUGUUUGAUGUUAACCAAUUUUUGAGUAAAAGAACAGAGAUUAAUUGACUUUGAUGUUGUACUAGGGUGUUAACUAUUUAUUGAAAAACUUCUGUUUGAUCUUAACCAAUAUUUGUAACAGUUUGACAUUUUUUCAGACACAAUUAUUUAACUACCCUUUUGUAAGAACAAUGAGUAAAAGAACAGAGAUUAAUUGACUUUGAUGUUGUACUAGGGUGUUAACUAUUUAUUGAAAGUGUUAAUAUUCUUUUUAAUUUUUUGUGUGUUAUCAAGUUAUUUAUAAGGCAUGUUUCUUUAUCAUGUAUAACAAUUUACAAUCUUUACUUUCACAGUUUGCCAGUUAAUAACAGCGUUUAAUUGGUAUUUGUAUUUCAAUUAAUGCUGUUCAUUAUUUAAUUAGGAAAAUUGCUUCAGAUCUACUCUGAUAAUUACUGUAAUAGUAAAUAUAUUCUUUGAUUUGUUUUAUCUUAUUUGUUACUCCCACCAUUCUAUUUUAACAGUUUUUUUUUUUUACUCAAAAAUCUAAUUUGUAUAAUUUUGGGUAUAAAAUAUAAGAAAAUGCAAGAAGGACAUCACAUCAUUGUAUGUUCUUUCAUAAUGGAAGUCAUUCAAAGAAAUAAAGGUUCUCGUAAACUCCUUAAUGCUGGCUUUGCAUACACAAAGAAGAGUCAGUCAAAAUCCACAAUAAGAUGGGAAUGCUCUCAAAGAAUAGCUAAGUCUUGCAAGGGUGCACUUGUCACUGAUUUAUUGGUUACAGACAUCAAAUCAUCAGUGGGGCAUAGUCAUGAGCCAGAUUUCUUUGCCAACCAGGCACUCAGAGUUAGAGCCGAAAUCAAGUCCAGUGCAGAAGCUAAUCGUGGUAACUCUGGUCAGAUUGUUACAGACAAGCUCUCUUUACAGUCCAAAGAAGUAAUUGUAGCUGCUGGUUCGAAGAACGCUCUCAAGCAGACAGCACGACGCGCAAAAAAGGGAACAUCACCAAAGGACCCAUCCACAAUAGCAGAAAUCCCAGUCCCGUUUCCUGAUGAAUAUGCUGGUAAUGUCAUCUAUGAUAAUGAAUCCCAACAACGUGUUAUUCUCUUCGCAACAGACGAUGGUUUGGGCUUACUCGAGAAUGCAGACACCUGGUUUAUGGACGGAACACACUCUACAGCGCCUACACAGUUCCAGCAGCUGUUCGUGAUCCGAGUUCCGCUUGCAGAGACCUGUGCCUCAGCAGUCUACGCACUUCUGCCGUCCAAACAACAAGUGGUGUAUGAGGAGAUGCUGACAGGUAUUCUAGAUGCCUGUCUUCAGCGAGACAUCCGUCCAAACCCAGUGCGUAUUGUCACAGAUUAUGAAGUGGCGAUACACAACGCUGUCCGGGCAGUCCUUUCGCAUGAUGUCCAUAUACAGGGAUGCUUUUAUCACCUGACUCAGGCUACAUGGCGGCGUGUCCAGGCAGAAGGUCUUCAGGCAGCCUACAACUCUGACGAGGGAGUCAAAACAGUCUGUGGGAAGUUGGACAGUCUGGCGUUCUUACCGACUGCUGACGUUGCCAAUGGUAUGGAAGUUCUACGCGAGGAAGCACCUGAGAACAUGACCUGUCUUGUCGAUUACUUUGAUGCUAAUUAUGUUAAUGGUAACUUCAGAUCUGUGGUGGCACCAAAUGGAAACUUAAGACUACGCAAGACGUCUCCAAGAUUCUGCCCAACAGUAUGGAAUGUACAUGAAGCUACGCUUCAGGACAGAGACAGAACAAACAACCAGUGCGAGUCGUGGAACCAUAGUUUCAAACAUCUUGUAGGUCAUUCAAAUCCAUCACUCUGGACAGUAGUAAGCUGUUUGAAUAAGGAUGCAACAAUGGUUGAAGCCGACAUCUUGAGGUGUGAGCGUGGAGAACCGCCCAAGAAAAGAGUGAAGAAAUCAACAAAAGCACACCAGCAGAGACUGAAGACUCUUUGUCAACAGUAUGCCAAUGGCCAAAAGAAUAUUCAGGAAUUUCUUAAUGCUAUGGGACAAUUUAUUAGAAUUAACUAAGUGUUAUAUAACAGUUUAUAGUAAAGCAGACACAGGAAAAUGUGCUUUAGUUUACUUAAGAACUCUUGUGCUAAUGUUAUAAAUGAGAUAAUAAUGACAUGAAAUAACUGUUAUACUUGUUGUAUUUUAUGAACAUUUUAGUGACUAAUUGAAAUGUGAUUUAGUUUAACUAAGAACUCUUGUGCUAAUGUUAUAAAUGAGAUAACAAUGACAUGAAAUAACUGUUA